Molecule: messenger RNA, 1452 nt
Organism: Rotaria sp. Silwood1
Lineage: Eukaryota; Metazoa; Rotifera; Eurotatoria; Philodinida; Philodinidae
Source: the annotation of a GenBank genome assembly
AUGCAGUUUUUGGUUGUUAUUUAUUUUAUCAUUUUAUUCUUGGUAUCAUUUUUCAGCAAUAGUAAUGCAUCGUGUUUUCUAUCCAAUACUACCUAUGUACUUUGUUCAUUGAAUGAUACAAAUAUAAGUAAUUAUUCAAAAUUAUUUCAUGAAGUUGAAUUAGCAAAACAUUGUCAUGAACAUUUUGUUAAAAAACUUCUGGGAAAAUCAUGUGGUUAUCAAACAAUGAACUCUCCAAUGAAACAUAAAAUACCAACUGUUGUUGAAAAAUAUGUUUAUGGUUUUAUUGCUAUAUUUAUUGUAUCAGCUCUGUCAUUAGUUGGUAUAUUAACUCUUCCAAUUCUUUAUAAAGUGUCUUUUAAAUAUAUACUUAAUUUAUUUACUGCUGUUGCUAUUGGAACACUUUUAGGUGAUGCAAUGUUCCAUUUAAUUCCAUUUAUCUUUGAUUGUCAUAAUCAUAAUAUGAAUGAUUAUAAUCAUGAUCAUUCAUCAUUUCUAAUUCCAAGUCAUCAAUGGAAAAUUUUAUUAUCUGUAUUAAUUCUUUAUAUAUUUUAUCUAUUAGAAAUUUUUCUUCAUUGGUUUGUUCAUUAUAAACAUGAUCAUAUUUCAACACAUUCACAUAUACAUAAUCAUUCGAAUAAAACUAAUGAACUUAUUCAUUAUACACAAGUUGAUAUUGAUGCUGAUAUAGAACAUAGUCAUCUUCAUCAUAAUCCUACACAUCAUAAUUUACAUCAACAUUUAAAUUCACCAUCAAUAUAUUCGAAUGCAAGAAGUUUUUUUAAUAAUACAAGUUCACCUUGUAUACCAUGUAGUUAUUCAAAUGAACAUCAUCUUACAACAAAUUCAUAUAUUGAAUGUAAUAUAAAAGAAAAAUCAUUAAAUGAACAAGUAUCACUAUCACAAAAAAUGUAUACUUCACAAGUUAGUGAUGAAAUUGAUCAUAUUCAUCCAACAAUACAACAAUUAAAAAUAAUUAAAUCUACUGGUUGGAUGAUAUUAUUUGGUGAUAGUAUACAUAAUUUUGCUGAUGGUCUAGCUAUUGGUGCUGCAUUUAGUGAAGAUUUAAUGUUAGGUAUUACCACAACAAUUGCUGUUGCUUGUCAUGAAUUACCACAUGAACUUGGAGAUUAUGCUGUUUUACUACAAUCCGGUUUUUCACAUUCUCGAGCAUUAUUAUGGAAUUUUCUUUCGGCAACAACUGCUAUUAUUGGAUUUUUUAUUGGUUCAAUUAUGUCAAAUAAUGAAAAUGCUCGUCAAUGGAUAUUUGCAGCAACUAUUGGCAUGUUUUUAUAUAUUGCAUUAGCUGAUUUGCUACCAACAUUAUUAACUGAUGGAGAACUUGAACUAAAAAAUUUUCUUGUUGUUAAUAUUGGUUUUUUAUUUGGUAUAACAAUUAUGUUUCUUUUAGCAUUAUUUGAAGAUAAAAUACAUAGAUUAUCAAUUCGAUAA